AUUUGUUCUCUUCCGCAUCGUCCAUUCCGUUAAUUAAGGAAACAAAAGCACCAACAUGGACUGAAAGAUCUUCCCUUCUAUCUUCUCCACCACUAUUCCUCCUCAGUUCUUAAUGCAGAAGCAGCCAAGAAAUCGAAGUCUGUCGCUUUCUCACUUCACUGUGCAGAAGAGUUCAAUGGGCAUAGGAGGCGGAUGCUGCUGCUUCCCAAGCAAGAAGAAAAGGGUUCCCGUUGAUCCUCCCGCCGAUCAAGAUCUUCCCGACCGGGAAAAGGAUACCCUUGUUCCUACCCGGAACCAAGAAACCCCCGAAAACGUCGGACGACCUCCUCCCGAUGAGAAGGAGGAUGUGAAGAAGAAGAAGAAGAAGUUGAGGGUCUUCAUCGUCUUCUACUCCAUGUACGGCCACGUGGAGAUCCUGGCCAGGCGGGUCAAACUCGGGGUUGACUCCGUCGACGGGGUCGAUGGUGUCCUGUUCAGGGUCCCCGAGACGCUGCCGUCAGAGGUUUUGGAACAUAUGCGGGUUCCGGCGAAGGAGGAUGAUGAUGUCCCCUUAGUGGCGGUGGAGGAGCUGGUGGAGGCGGACGGGCUACUGUUCGGGUUCCCGACUAGGUUCGGGUCAAUGGCUGCCCAGAUGAAUACCUUCUUUGAGAGCGCGGACUCCCUGUGGGCCGAGCAGAAGCUCGUGGGGAAGCCAGCAGGGUUCUUCGUCAGCACCGGGACACAAGGCGGCGGCCAGGAGACGACUGCAUGGACAGCGGUUACGCUACUAACCCACCACGGGAUGAUCUACGUUCCCAUUGGGUACACAUUCGGUUCUGGAAUGUUUGGAAUGGAUGCAAUCAGAGGAGGCUCUCCAUAUGGGGCAGGCGUCUUCUCGGGCGAUGGCACAAGAGCGCCUAGCGAGACAGAGCUCGCCCUUGCAGAGCAUCAGGGGAAGUACAUGGCCUCGAUUGUCAAGAGGUUCGGCCCAGUCCUGCCUUCUUAGCUUGCUCAGUGAUAUCGUAAUUUUACGGUGUAUUGUUUAUAUCGUGCGAUUUUUUUUCUUGUUUUGCUUAAUAUUUGUACUUACUGUGUCAUUUCUUUGUUCAUAGAAGUUUCUGAGGUUAGCUGAGGAGCCUAUUCUUUUUUUCAUGUUCAUGAGUCAUGUAUCUAUCUGGUUCGAAAAAUGCUUCUUCUUCUGAUUGUAUGAUUCCUUAUAUGAUAAUCAAAGGUUUGAGAUAUCAGGAUUGUUUCGUUA
Punica granatum (pomegranate) is the source of this 1237-nucleotide messenger RNA. Lineage: Eukaryota; Viridiplantae; Streptophyta; Magnoliopsida; Myrtales; Lythraceae. The record is from RefSeq and is a predicted model, not a curated record.